AUGCUUGAAUUUAUUUCUGCCAUAUUUUUAGGUUUCUGCAAACUGGAUCCUGAACCUAGUGUCCUCUACAUGCGCCACGUGCCAGGAAUAGGGCUCAUCGUCUGCUGCAACUAUGUGGCUAAAGCCACGCUAGUCAGUCCUAUCUGCAACACUCCUUCCUACUACUCCUCCGAAAGUCUCCCAAAAAUGAAGUGUGCAAUUGGUUUCUUGAAUUACGUGGCUAAAUGCAAAGCAGCUUCCCAUUUUUCUGGAGUGACGUGCAUAAAUUGUUACCGGCAUCAGACUAUAAAGUCGCCAUAG
Molecule: messenger RNA, 300 nt
Organism: Arctia plantaginis
Lineage: Eukaryota; Metazoa; Arthropoda; Insecta; Lepidoptera; Erebidae
Source: the annotation of a GenBank genome assembly